AUGUCGGCCUCCGACGUCACCGUCACGGCCGAGAAUGUGGCCGAGAUCCUGCAGAAUGACCGCAUGGUCAAGGUAGCCGGAGUCGACGUGGAUGGCCAACUGCGCGGCAAGAUCAUGAAGAAGAGCAAGUUCCUCUCCGUCGUGACCGAAGGAUUUGGCUUCUGCUCGGUCAUCUUUGGCUGGGACCAGCAUGACCAGACCUACUUCAAGGAGCUCUCCAUUAGUAACAAGGAAAAUGGCUAUCGCGAUCUUCUCGCCGUCCCAGAUCUGCGCAGUUUCAGGCGGAUUCCGUGGGAGAACAAUGUGCCCUUCUUCUUGGUCAGUUUCUUGGAUCCCGACACGAAAGAGCCCGUGUGCGCAUGCCCGCGUGGGCUCCUCAAGACGGUUUCGGGCAAGGCCGAAGCCGCAGGAUAUCGCGCCAUGGCCGGAGCGGAGUAUGAGUUCUAUCAAUUCCGUGCCCCGAGCGACCAUCCCAAUCCCGAGCGCGCGGCGACCGCUACGGCACUUUUCCUUCAAUCGAAUCCUGUCGACUCCCUGCCGUCUUUGACAGAGGGCAUGUUUGGUUACUCCAUCACCCGGCCUUUGCAUAACCAGGAGUAUUACUACGGUAUCUUUGACGCUUGCGAGCAAUUCCGUUGUGAUAUCGAAGGCUGGCAUACCGAGAGCGGACCUGGUGUUUUUGAGGCGGCACUGCAAUUCGGAGAAGCGAAAGAUAUGGCCGAUAAGGCGGGGCUGUUCAAAUAUGUUGUCAAGGCAUACGGUAUCAAACACGGAAUUACGCCUUGCUUCAUGGCGAAGCCGCGCCAAGGCUUGCCUGGAAACAGUGGACACAUGCAUAUUUCUCUUGUUACGGCAGAUGGCAAGAACGCAUUCAUUCGCGACACUCCCGAUCCUUCACCCCCAUAUCCGGAUGUCGCACAUCUCUCAGAUCUCGGUCGUCACUUCCUCGCAGGUCUCUUGGUAGGCUUACCAGAUGUGAUGCCGCUCUUUGCCCCCACGAUCAAUUCCUAUAAACGCCUAGUUGAGAAUUUCUGGGCUCCAGUGACUGUCUCAUGGGGUCUUGAACACCGCGCUGCCUCUAUUCGCUUGAUCACUCCCCCUACAGCCAGCGCCAAGGCUACACGGUUCGAGGUUCGCACUCCAGGUGCUGAUGCCAACCCUCAUCUUGUGCUUGCCGCCAUCAUGGCACUAGGCUGGCGUGGUGUGGAAAAGAAGCUGGAGAUUCCCACACCGCCCUUGUCAAAGGGUGAAGAAAUGGGUGGUGCCAGCGACCAGGGUGUAAGACUCGCGAAGUCUCUUAAAGAGGCUGUCGCUACAUUUACGCGACCUGACAGUGUGGCUCGCGAGGUCUUUGGAGAUACCUUCGUUGAUCACUUUGGCGGGACGAGAGAGCACGAAGUGCGCUUGUUUGAGGAAGCUGUCACUGACUGGUAA
Molecule: messenger RNA, 1434 nt
Organism: Penicillium diatomitis
Lineage: Eukaryota; Fungi; Ascomycota; Eurotiomycetes; Eurotiales; Aspergillaceae
Product: glutamine synthetase family protein
Exons: 4
Coding region: 1-1434 (477 amino acids)
Molecular function (GO): glutamine synthetase activity
Source: RefSeq, a predicted model, not a curated record